Molecule: messenger RNA, 1690 nt
Organism: Culex quinquefasciatus (southern house mosquito)
Lineage: Eukaryota; Metazoa; Arthropoda; Insecta; Diptera; Culicidae
Gene: xit
Product: probable dolichyl pyrophosphate Glc1Man9GlcNAc2 alpha-1,3-glucosyltransferase
Exons: 3
Coding region: 92-1597 (501 amino acids)
Biological process (GO): protein N-linked glycosylation
Cellular component (GO): endoplasmic reticulum membrane
Molecular function (GO): dolichyl pyrophosphate Glc1Man9GlcNAc2 alpha-1,3-glucosyltransferase activity
Source: RefSeq, a predicted model, not a curated record
CCACCGCAGACGGACGGACGACAUCGGAAAAGUGUUGAUGUAAACAAUUGUGCGUCGGCAGAACGGAACGGAAAUUUGCUGCCAAACCAACAUGUUUUGGCACACUUUUCUGCUCGCUUCGGCGAUCAAAAUCCUCUUCCUCGCCUCGUACCGGUCGACGGACUUUGAGGUGCACCGGAACUGGUUGGCCAUCACGCACAGCAGGCCACUGGCCAAGUGGUACUACGAUGCGACGAGCGAGUGGACGCUGGAUUAUCCGCCGUUUUUCGCCUACUUCGAGUGGGCUCUGUCGCAGGUGGCGGCCUACUUCGAUCCGGCCAUGCUGGUGGUGACGAAUCUGAACUAUUCGUCCACGCAGACGGUCCUGUUUCAGCGUGGUUCCGUCAUCGUGACCGACAUCGUGUUUGCAUUUGGGGUUAAGCGAUGCAUGUCGAAGUUGGCCAAAACCGAGAACCAGCACAUUAUCGGUUCGGCGCUACUCCUGAGCAACAUCGGCCUGCUAAUGGUGGACCACAUCCACUUCCAGUACAACGGAUUUCUGUUUGGAUUUCUGCUGCUCAGUUUGAGUUACAUCCUGACGGAAAACUACCUCGCAUCGGCGCUGUGCUUUGCCGUGCUGCUGAAUCUCAAACACAUCUUCAUUUACGUUGCCCCGGUUUACGUGGUUUACCUGCUAAAGUUUUAUUGCUUCCGUAAUAAUGGCGCGUCGGCGAUGGCUCCGCUAAUCAAACUCAUCAAACUGGGCGCCGUCGUUGGCGGUGUUUGCUUGCUCUCGUUUGGUCCCUUUUACAACCACAUUCCACAGGUAUUUGCACGACUGUUUCCGUUCAAACGAGGACUCACACACGCCUAUUGGGCGCCCAACUUCUGGGCUUUGUACAACUUUGCCGACAAAGUGCUGUCCAUCGCGUUGGGCAGGAAAUCCGCGAUGGCUUCCGGAACGGGAGGUCUUGUGCAAACCUUCGACCACACGGUCCUUCCAUCGAUCUCACCCACGACAACGUUCGUCAUGACGGCUCUGGCCAUGUUCCCGACUCUCUACAAGCUAUGGACGCUCAAAAAUACCACAAACCUGGCCCAGAACUUCAUCCGAGCCGUCACGAUGUGUGCCUGCUCGUCGUUCAUGUUCGGCUGGCACGUCCACGAAAAGGCGAUCCUGAUGGUCAUCAUCCCGUUGACGGUCCUCUCCAUCACCAACCGGAACGAUGCCCGGUGGACACUGUUCCUUGGCAUCCUCGGCCACUACUCCCUCUUCCCCCUACUCUUCAGCUCCGAACUCAUCCUCAUCAAACACGCCAUGCAUGUGGUCUACACCGGAAUCAGCGUGCUGCUCUUCCGGAACAUCCACGGCGGACGAUUCCUCUCCAUCCCCGAACGACUCUACCUGUACGGCUUCGUCUUCCUCUCCCUCUUCGAAAACAUCAUCCAUCCCGCCCUCAACCUUGACCAAACCCUUCCCUUCAUCCCCCUGAUGGCCACCAGCGUCUACAGCGCCCUCGGCGUGUCCUACUUCUGGCUCAACUACCAGAAACACUUCAUCACCCAAACCCCCUUCCUCACCAAGGACCAGGGCGUUUCGAAGACCAAAAAGAACUAAAAACCUUGCGCACACCGCUCGCUUUCAAAUCAAAAACAGAAAUAUAUUUAAAUUGCGCCACAAACCAACAACACACACCUUCCACAACCACAA